Molecule: messenger RNA, 3305 nt
Organism: Leptinotarsa decemlineata (Colorado potato beetle)
Lineage: Eukaryota; Metazoa; Arthropoda; Insecta; Coleoptera; Chrysomelidae
Product: endoplasmic reticulum aminopeptidase 1-like
Source: RefSeq, a predicted model, not a curated record
UUCACGCUGUGUCCACCGCGUUACUAUCAAAUGUCGAUAUCAUAAAAUCUAAUAUUUUGUACCUAUAUUUUUUAACGAAAAUAUAUCAAGAAAAGUACAACAACUAAAUUUAGAAUAUCAUUUAGCCGUAAUCGAGUAGUUUGACCAAAACGUGUGAUCGACCUCCAGUUGUAUGAGUGUAGUCGAAAUCAAGUGAGUGCAAAAAAUACAUAAACAAGCUAUCAUCAUACACAGCCUCCUACGCGAGGUACUUAUUGACAAGCGAGGAACCAGAUACGGGUGACUAUCGCGCGGUGAUGACUGAACAGGAUAUCGACGAUGUCGCGUUUCUCACAGGUACAAAUCAUAGAGUUACUGCCCCCAUCACCCACUCCAUAUGUCAGUCAUCACCACUCAUUCAUAACCGUGACUCAGGCGGUGUUGUAGGAAAUGAAAAUAAUUCCGGGCAAGCCAAGAAAAGCCUCUACGAGAAUCAUGGAGUCGCUUCGUGUUCGCACAACAGGGCACUAUGCAUCGCAAUCGUCGUCUUUGCACUUCUGUUCACCCUUGCUAUCAUUAUUGCCUUUACCGGACCUCAGAGUGAUUGUACCUGUGUCGGUGAGAAACCACCAAAUUACGUCGAUGAAACGACGAACAUGACAAGAACUUUCGUACCUAGAGCAACAAAUGGACAGAUCUUCCCUUGGAACAAUAUACGUCUUCCUACCUCCUUGAAACCCUAUCGCUAUAACUUAACAAUACAUCCAAAUUUGACCACGCUUGAAGUGAGAAGUCAAGUCUCUAUUGAAUUUCACGCUGAGAAAGAUACAAAUUUCAUAGUGCUCCAUUGCAAAAACCUCACUAUACUGGACAAAUUGAUCCACGAUCGUAAAGGAAACAAUUUGACAAUUAUCAAAAUAUUGGAAUAUCCCGGCGCAGAACAGUUAUAUAUAGAAGUCAGAGAUAAAUUUAAGAAGAGACAUAACUACACCUUGAAAAUGAGAUACAACUUCAAACUGAAUACGGAUCCCGAAGGUUUCUACAUUUCCAGUUAUAUUACCAAAAGUGGAGAUAGGCGGUAUAUUGCUUCGACCCAUUUUGAACCAAAAUAUGCUCGAACUGCAUUUCCAUGUUUCGACGAACCCCACUUUAAAGCUAAAUUCAGAUUAACUAUUUUCAGAGACAGAUUUCAUAUAACUCUUUUUAAUACCCCCGUAGUGAACACAGACGACUUAGGAUUUUAUAUGGGCACUGGUCUGUUACGUGACGAUUUUCUGGAAACAAAAGAAAUGAGCACAUAUUUGGUUGCAUUUGUGAUUUGCGAUUACACCCAGCAAAACGAGCACACUGAACAUGGCGUUUCUGUAUCCAUUUAUACAUCAAAACCGUAUGUUCCGCAGGCAUUUUUCACCCUUAAUACUACUACACAUCUUCUCGAUUUUUAUGAAAACUUCUUUGGAGUAGCCUUUCCAAUUCCAAAACUUGAUUUGGUAGCCCUUCCCGAUUAUGAGAAAGGUGCCAUGGAAAAUUGGGGACUCAUAACUUAUCGUGAAACUGCCAUUUUAUAUAACUCUAACGAAACAUCUAUUUCAGCCCAUCAAUGGGUUACUAGUAUUAUCGCUCAUGAAUUAGCUCAUCAAUGGUUUGGCAAUCUAGUAACAAUGAAAUGGUGGAACGAUUAUUGGCUACAAGAAGGAUUCACUACAUUAUUUGAGUAUCUUGGCAUGAAUGACUAUUUUCCAAAAUGGAAGAUGAUGGAACAAUUUAUUGUCGAUAAAACACAACCUGCAUUAGCCUUAGAUGCACUAGUUAGUAGCCACCCCAUAUCUGCGACUGUAAACGAUCCGUCUGAAAUUAAUGCUAUUUUUGAUACUAUUUCUCUAAAUAAGGGUGCUGCAAUUUUGUACAUGUUGGCAAAUUUUUUACAAAAUGAAAACUUACAAAAUGGCCUUACUGACUAUCUUCUCUCCUUUAAAUACUCAAAUGCCGAAACGAAGGACCUUUGGAAUGUGCUUUCGAGAAACGUUAAUCAAACUCUUGAUGUAAAAACAAUCAUGGAAACAUGGACGAAUCAAAUGGGGUUUCCACUAAUAACUCUAAAACGAGAAGAAAAUGAAAUUAUUGCUAGUCAAACAAGAUUUCUGGUAACAGCAGAACGAAUCAAUAAUUCCCUCCAUGCUUCUUUAAACUCCCCAUACGAUUACAAAUGGUACAUUCCCUUGACAUACUUUACUAAUAAUGACAGCGAAAUUAAGUAUGUCUGGAUGAAUAUGACGGAUGCUCGAUUUGAAUUGAAUCCUGACGUCAAAUGGAUCAAAGCGAAUGUAAAUCAAACUGGAUUCUAUAGGGUGAUGUAUGAUGACGACAUGUGGCAGUCAUUGAUACAUAUAUUGAAGACCAAUCACAAAACAUUCAAUGCUGCAGAUAGAGCAAGCUUGAUCGAUGACGCAUUUGCAUUAUCGAGGGCGGGCAUUCUGAACGCCAGUGUAGCUCUAGAGCUAUCUUUGUACCUGAAAAACGAGAGAGAUUAUGCCCCUUGGGCUGCUGCAUUGGAACAUUUGAAAGCAUGGGCUCGUCGACUGUCUGAAUCAUUAGCUUACAAAUCGUUCCUGAGAUAUAUGAGGCAUUUACUAACUCCAGUAACAAAGUACGUUGGAUGGAACAAAAAUAAAUCACAUAUCGAAAAGUUGCUGAGAGUAAAGGUUCUAUCUGCUGCCAUACUAUGCGAAUUGAAUGAUACAAUAUCUAGUGCGAAAGUUCAUUUCCAAAACUGGAUGCUUCAAAAUAAGUCCAUAGACCCUAAUUUGAAAGAAAUUGUUUAUUCUGCAGGCAUCAAAUAUGGUGGAAUGACUGAAUGGCAGUACUGCUGGAAUUAUUACAAAAAUACAUCAUCAUCCAGUGAAAAAAGACUCUUGUUACAAGCUCUAGGAGUUGCUUCGGAUCCCUGGCUUCUACAGAGAUAUCUGAUGGAAACUCUUGAUAAAAACGUCGUGAAACCUGAAGAUGUAAUACUUGUAUUAGAAGUGGUAGCAGCCAAUCCCGAAGGACGUCUUUUGGCCUGGAGACAUCUGAAAGCUUAUUGGCCAACUAUGCACUCCCUCUAUGGAAAUAGUACCAUACUGAUGGGCAACCUCAUAUCAGCAGUCACUGCACAUUUGUCAACACGAUAUGACUUUUACGAGGUUUCAACAUAUUUCAAUGGGAUGAAUGUAGGAUCAGCUACCAGAGCACUGGACCAAAGUUUGGAAAUAAUUCAACUGAAUAUGAACUGGGUGUCGCAAAAUGAAGAGGAAGUGAAUACUUGGCUUCGUAAAAAUGUAAAAUAA